AGGCGCGCCGUGAUUGGCUGGAUUGUGCACAGCUGACAGUCGCGCGGGCGAGGGAGCUUCAAGGAUGGCGGCGUCCGCGGCGCUGAUCCUGCCCGAGAGCCCCAGCAUGAAGAAAGCGGUGCCACUGAUAAAUGCAAUAGACACGGGGAGAUUCCCACGACUUCUCAGCCGGAUUCUUCAAAAGCUCCACCUGAAGGCCGAGAGCAGUUUCAGUGAAGAGGAGGAAGAAAAACUUCAGGCUGCGUUCUCUCUAGAGAAACAAGAGCUUCACCUGGUUCUGGAGACGAUAUCAUUUGUUUUGGAACAGGCAGUGUAUCACAACGUGAAGCCAGCGGCACUGCAGCAGCAACUAGAGACGAUUCACCUCACGCCAGACAAAGCGGAAGCCUUUGCCAGUGCUUGGUCGGCUAUGGGUCAGGAGACGGUUGAGAAGUUCCGCCAGAGGGUCCUGGGCCCUCACAAGCUAGAGACAGUGGGAUGGCAGCUUAACCUGCAAAUGGCUCAUUCUGCUCAAGCAAAGCUGCAGUCUCCCCAGGCCGUGCUGCAACUGGGAGUGAGCAAGGAAGACGCCAAGGACAUGGAGAAAGUUCUAGUGGAAUUCAAUCACAAGGAGUUGUUCGAUUUCUACAACAAGCUGGAGACCAUACAAGCACAGCUGGACUCCCUCACAUGAUGUUCUUGAAGACUGGCUUCCUUCGCCAUCACAUUCCGGCGACCUCACUCUUUCACACUGAAGAGAGACUGCCCAAGUAUAUUUUCUAGAGGAUUCGGUGACUCUAUUGCUACAGAUAAUAUGACUUAUUGCAUCUUAGACAGAUAGCAGUGAUGGAAGAUCACAAUGGGAGCACUGCGUUUCGAAUGUGCCUUCUUUCCUCACAGGAGCCAAGAGCAAUUGUUGAGAAAACUGAAAGAAGUAAGAAGUGAAUGCCAUGCUGUU
Messenger RNA from Mus pahari (shrew mouse), 937 nucleotides. RefSeq names its product COMM domain containing 10 (gene Commd10). Lineage: Eukaryota; Metazoa; Chordata; Mammalia; Rodentia; Muridae. The coding region runs from base 65 to 673 and encodes 202 amino acids. The record is from RefSeq and is a predicted model, not a curated record. The transcript has 7 exons.